AUGGGUGUAGAAUCCAUUGACACAGACUACACUGCGGACACCACCAGAGACCACUUCAAGUCUGGCACCGCAUUCCACAGCUACGAUGACGAUACGUUUUCCUAUACUGACACGGUCGAGCUGUCUGUGGCGGUGGCAAACCCAGGGAGUAGAGAAUGGCGGCCCCGAGUCAAGGAGUGGCUCGUUCUGAUCUGUAUAUCGAUCUUGACGAUGCUGGUCGCAUUUGAUGCGACAAUGGUCAUACCAUUCAUCCCGGGCUUAUCACUCACGUUUGGAGAACCCCUCAGCAGCACCCUAUGGCUCAACUCAUGCUAUCUUCUCGCCAGCGCCACGGGACAGAUCUUCUUUUCGAUACUCGCCGAGGUCAUCGGACACGGCCCUCUUCUGGUCGCGGCAGCGGUCCUCUCAACAGUCGGGACAGGAGUAUGCGGUGGCUCCCUGCAAUUAUCCGACCUCGUCGCCGGCCGAUUCAUACAAGGACUCGGCGGAGGGGGCGUGGUAUCCGUUUCGCUGCUCUGCCUGGCCGAGAACAUCCCCGACAAACACCUCAUACGCUUCUCAAACUAUGUCUCCCGGGUCCGCCUGGCGGGCGCCAUCCUCGGCUUAGUCAUAGGCAGCUUGUUAUACGAGUACAUCGCCUGGCGCGGCGCCUUCUACUCAAGCUUCUUCUUCUGUGCGCUCGGCAUGCUCGUCAUCCCCUUUGCCAUUGAGCUGCGCGGCCACAGGGGGAUCUCCUCGCGGACAUUGUUAAAGAUGGACUGGCUAGGCGGCGUGCUGACUCUCCUGGGCCUCUGCUCGCUGCUUAUAGGAAUCAGCUGGGGCGGAACAAGCUACCCCUGGAGCGACUGGCGGGUUCUGACACCCCUCGCUAUCGGGAUAUCCUCGAUCCUCGUGCUAGCCGUAAACGAAACGAACUGGGCCUUUCGGCCAUUCUUCCACAGGAACGAUUUCCGCACUCUCCCCGUGCUGAUGAUGUACGCCGGCAGCUUCCUGCACGGGUUCACGAACCUAACCAUAUACUUCAUCUUCGUCCGAGUGCUCCCCCUCCCGUUAACCGCCGCCAGCCUCGCCUCGAUACUAGCCCUCGCCCUCCUCACCCUAACUUUAACAGAGAAGCUCGCAGUCCUCGACAACCGGCAACACUGUUUCUGGCUGGUCCGCGUCGGAUGGAUGCUUCUCAUCCUGUGCACGGGGUGUCUCGUAACUCUGGACGCGACCACUCCAACCGCAGGAUGGAUCCUUGUCCUCGUCGCGACAGGCACAGGGCACGGCUGUCUUAUGGCGGGAUUCAAAAAGUGUCUUCGGCCGGCGCCCGUGCCAAGGGAUUAUGGCGAGCAGGAGGAGAGAAGCGUUAACCCGACGAGUGCGCUGCUGAUGUGCGCGCUUUUUCGGACGGUGGGGAUGUGUCUUGCUGUUACUGUUAGCGGGACGCUGUUUUUAGGUCGUGUUGCGGUGGAACUAGGGGGUCAGUCGUUUGAAAGCGCCCAGGGACAGACGACGAGGACAGCUGCUUGGGCCCGCAUCCCGGAAGAUCGGUUCAGGAGCACCUGUGCAGCCAGCCUGGAAUUUCUGUGGUUGGUGCUGACUGGGGUCGCCAGUCUAGGGGGUGUUUCUUCGGUGUUUACUAGGGCCGUGGGAUGA
Aspergillus fischeri NRRL 181 is the source of this 1641-nucleotide messenger RNA. Its product is annotated as MFS transporter. The transcript is spliced from 3 exons. The coding region runs from base 1 to 1641 and encodes 546 amino acids. Gene Ontology annotation, molecular function: transmembrane transporter activity. NCBI's taxonomy places the organism in Eukaryota, Fungi, Ascomycota, Eurotiomycetes, Eurotiales, Aspergillaceae. Gene Ontology annotation, biological process: transmembrane transport. The record is from RefSeq and is a predicted model, not a curated record.